AUGUCCAAUUACAUAUCACAGUACAGGAAUCUUCUUAGGAGGAUAAGGAAGCUUCCAUUCGACGCUAAAACUAUUCGGCAUGCUCGAGCCAAACUUAAGGCUCUAGCUGAUCAAUCUUCGAGAAGAUAUCAGUCCAAAUCUACCAAGCAAUAUAUUGCAGCAUUUGAUUCUCUACUAGUGGACGAAAAAUAUGACCACAUUCCUAGAAUCUUGGAUAUUAUUUAUAAAAAAUUGGAACCGUCACCAAUAUGGGUCAAAAACUACAACAAAAUGAAGUUUGGUGAUAUAAUAAGUCGAAUACCGCAGCACCAUCUCAUGGAGGAGUUAACCUCAGAUGAGAAAACAUUGAAAGAAUACCACGAGACUCUUGCGAAGAAAUAUAAGACUGAAGUACCGUGGCCAGAAUCAUCUUUAAGAGAAAUAGAUGAAGUUGGUACUCAGAUCUUUACGCCCAUUACGAAAUUUUCUACAUUACCUUCCAAAGAUAAGCUGGCCCUUUUCGAUAGCACAAUGCAAAAGUUUAUAGAAAACUAUGAUUUUGUUUACAGGAACCAACUACAAUUGACUCAUUUAAAGCUACAACCAUUGGAAAUAUUAUACCCUAUUACUCAAUAUGGCCAACCAUUGCCGCUUAACAGAAUAAAAAAGCUUCAAAGGGAGUAUUUGGCUAAGACAACUAAUAUUAUAUUUGAAACUAUUCCUCCAAUAAAGAAGGAGUACAUUUUCAAUUUGUAUGAUUUCGUGGCAUCAGAGAACAGCGAGGUGAACCCCUUCUUUUUCACGGCAUUGCAAAGGAAAAGGGAUAAAACAAAGGGGACUCAGUCUCCGUUGAGAAAGAAGUAUGAAUCACAAAGAAAUACACUACCCAGUCAGAAUUCUAUAAAAAAAAUCGUGAGGGAAUAUAUACUUGGACAGUAUUAUUGGGAUAGUAACUCAGAAAAAUAUAAGCUUUCUCCAAUGAGAGAGUUUUAUGAGACAAAUCACGCUAAGAUUGAAGGUAUUGAGUAUCCAAAAGGUUCGAAUUUAAAGUCAUGA
Dujonia railenensis is the source of this 1035-nucleotide messenger RNA. Lineage: Eukaryota; Fungi; Ascomycota; Pichiomycetes; Serinales; Debaryomycetaceae. The record is from the annotation of a GenBank genome assembly.